Molecule: messenger RNA, 2747 nt
Organism: Linum trigynum
Lineage: Eukaryota; Viridiplantae; Streptophyta; Magnoliopsida; Malpighiales; Linaceae
Source: the annotation of a GenBank genome assembly
GUUAAUUUUUACUCUUUGGUCAAGAGAGCUAUGUUGGCAUUAACUGGAGGGUUUAAGCAGAAGCUCUUCUUCGUCUCCUCCUCCUCCUCUUCCAAUUUCUUCAACUUCUCCAAAACCCUUGUUCAACCUCGACCGCUCCAAUUCAUCGCCAUGGCUACUCCACAGACGGUGUCUUCGCCGCCUUAUUCCACUGCUGCUUCCCCUAACCACGCUCCGGUCAAGCGCGUCGGCACUCACAAUGGAAGCUUUCACUGCGACGAGGCCCUCGGCUGCUUCAUGAUUCGCCUCACCGAUAAGUUCGCCAACGCUGAAAUCGUCCGCACUCGCGACCCGCAGGUGUUGGAGACUCUUGAUGCUGUGCUUGAUGUUGGCGGUGUGUAUGACCCGAGUCGUGAUAGGUAUGAUCACCAUCAGAAGGGAUUCCAGGAGGUGUUUGGAUACGGCUUCUCCACCAAACUAAGUAGUGCUGGACUUGUCUACAAGCAUUUUGGAAAGGAGAUUAUAGGCAAGGAGCUACAAGUUGAUGAAGAUCACCCAGAUGUUCUCUGUUUGUUCCUGGCUGUUUAUAAAAGCUUUAUGGAGGCAAUUGAUGCUGUUGAUAAUGGAAUCAACCGGUAUGACACUGACAAACCGCCUAGAUAUGUGAACAACACGCACUUGUCUUCAAGAGUUGGGAGGUUAAACCUUGACUGGACUGAUCCAGAUCAAUCCUCCGAGAAGGAGAACGAGGCUUUCCAAAGAGCAAUGGCUCUGGCUGGCGGCGAGUUCUUAGAAAGUGUUCAUUUCCAUGCAAGGUCAUGGUUACCAGCACGGUCAGUAGUUCUGGGAUGUCUUGCAGCCAGGUUUGACGUUGAUCCUAGCGGAGAAAUCAUGGUUCUAACCAGAUUUUGCCCUUGGAAGCUUCACUUGUUCGAGCUUGAGGAGGAGAUGAAGAUUGAGCCUUCAAUCAAAUAUGUUCUCUACCAGGAUGAACGGAGCAAAAGCUGGCGAAUUCAAGCCGUGGCGGUGUCUCCAGACAGCUUCGAGAGCCGAAAACCUCUCCCAGCUCAAUGGCGGGGGCUGAGAGAUGACGAUCUCUGCAAGGAAUGCGGAAUCCCUGCCUGCGUUUUCGUCCACAUGAGCGGCUUCAUUGGAGGGAACCAAAGCUAUGAAGGCGCCCUUGCCAUGGCUAAAGCUGCCCUCAAGCUCUAAAUUUUGAUAUCACCAUCGGUACCAGCCUUCCUUACACAGACAAUUGAUCCCAUAUUUCCAUUUCAACCUUUGAUACAAUUACAGCCCGCUCUAUUCCUUUCACUGUCAUCAGACCUUCUGUUUGGAUUUCGUAUUUAUUUCGAAAGCAAUUCGAAUUUCGCAACGUUUGGAAGAUCGAAUGAAAAAAAAAAAAAUAUGAAGAGGGAGGCUGCGUAACAAAUUAGAAAGCAAAAUCCUGUGUGUUGAUGGGCCCGCUGAACCUUACCUCGGACAUGGGCUAUUUGACGGACCCAGCCCACCCUAUGGUGGAAGGAGAAGAGGCCGUGCUGGGCCGGAUCAGGAAUAAACGGACUGGGCCUUACCUUUGCGUGUUUGCUGUGGGCAUGGGCCGGUGGAGAUGCGGAUCAGUGGAUACCACAUGGUGUGUGGGGCCGUGGAUGUGGGUUUAUUCAAGGACGGUGCCGUUUGGUUUGGUUAACAAGAUCAAGGAGGCCGUAAAAUCGGAAAUCAAUCAAAUAAAAUAAAUGCGCAUUGGUGACUCGGUGGGGCUUUUCUUUAUGCUUCCCCGAUCCACUUGCCACUUUAACGCUCUAGUUCCAUCCCCAUAGCUUUAGCAUUGGUUCCACUUCCAUUGGGAUUCGAUUAGAUCGGAUAUGAAAUCAUGGUAGUUUGAUUUUGGUAUUACAUUUUGUUGGACCAUACUAACAAGCAACAAGUACUAGCUAAACGAUUAGGCGUAUUUAUACCGAAUUUAACCAAAAGGUCGGCCGCUCUAAGUGAAGCGACGAAAGUAGGACAUGGAGUAGUGAGGAAGCAAUGAAGCACUCAUAAUAGGGAUGGCAACAAAACCCGAACCCACAGGUACCCACCCGACUCAACCCGGUCAACGCGGGUAAAAUUUGUGUUGACGGGUUUUGGGUCGGGUUUGGGUUUAAACCCGUUCACUAUUCAUCGAGUUGGGUUGGUUUUGGGUUUAGGUAAACCCGACCCAUGGGUACCCGCCCACACCCAUAUAAUUAAUUUUCUAGGUAUAUUUAAUAUUCUAAACAACUAAUCUUAUUUAUGUUUGUGGAGGCAUGUCUAAUUUUUCUUUCUAAUUGUGUAGAACGAAGUUGAUGUUAUCGAGUGGAGAGUGAAGAAACUUAAUUGAAAGUAAGAAGUUUUCAAUUAAUCAUGUUAUUUAUGGAUAAUUCAUGACUUGCUUCAAUUUUCUUGAGUUUUCUUGAUUGGUGUUGAACAAUUUGUAUAGUUAAUUUGUGAUUUGCUUGAAUUUCUAGAAUGAUAUUUUAUAUAUGAAUAAUUUGUAUUGAGAGAUUGAUAUUUGGUUUUAAUUUUGAUAGGAACUUGUUAUUGUAAUUUUUUACGACAAAAACCCGUGGGGUACCCAUGAACCCGUGGAUACCUAGCGGGUUAGGUUGGGUUUGAGUUUUUCAAACCCAUUGAAUUUUAUCCCGAGUUUUUUUCAUGAAUAAGCUCAUGGGUUUGAGUUUGGGUUCCCGACCUAUUGCCAUCCUACUCAUAUGCUCGAAUCCAUAAAAUAAGAAUUACCAUCGCGU